UUCCGCUGAACCUCCAAACCCUGCGAUAGAGUCUCUUCUUCCCCGUCUUCAAAUUUGUUGGUUUCAAUCUUCUUCUCAGAAUAUGCAAAACCCUAACCCUCUUUAAUUCCCAGCUUUCUCACAUCGUCAUCAAUGGCGACGCCGUCUCACGCUAAGGCUGUCAAGUCACUCAACAACUCCGUUGGCCGCCGCCGCUUUGUCUUCAAGACUUUUUCUCAAAGAAUAGAAGAUAUCGACAUUGAUGUAUACCGCAGUCUUGAUAAAGUUAAGUCUGAGCCAUCUGAAGGUUCCUCAUUUUUCCGGGACUGCCUUGUAGAAUGGAGGGAACUGAAUACUGCGGAGGAUUUCAUCUCUUUUUAUGAGGAAAUUAUACCAUUUGUGCAAACAUUACCUCUGGUGUUAUUGCACAAGGAAACUAUAAUGUUAAAGCUUCUCUCUGUGUUACAAAUAAAAGCAAGACUUUCGGUUGAGCCUAUUCUCAGGCUAAUUGCUGCUUUAUCUAGAGAUCUUCUAGAGGAAUUUUUGCCCUUCUUGCCAAAUAUUGCUGAGUCCCUAUAUGGUCUCCUAGAAAGCGGUGCAGAUACAGAGCCAGAAAUUAUUGAGCAGAUUUUUACAUCCUGGUCAUACAUUAUGAUGCAUUUACAGAAAUAUCUCAUAAACAACCUUGUCCUCGUACUCAAGGUUACCCGGAAAUUGAGGUUCUAUCCAAAAGAUUAUGUCCAAGAUUUUAUGGCAGAAGCAAUAUCCUUCUUGUUCAGGAAUGCACCUUUUGAUCAGCUUAAACUAGGUGUGUGGAAGGUUAUACUUGAAGUUGCAAAGAAACCUGAAAUAGCUACCAGAAAAUAUGGAGUCAGUGCUUUACUUUGCUAUGUUAUGAAAGGAACCUCAUCAAGGCUCCAUUCUAAAGCAGAAAGAGUAUUGCGGUUAUUGAUGAGCAAUUCAGUACUUUGUGCUGGUGAUAAAUACACGGAAGGUUCAGACACUGUUGUUGAAGGCAAAAAAGAAAAGAAAGUUCCUAACACUAUUGUGGAAGUUUUAAUUCUUGCAUUACAAAGAUUGUGUGAAAUAAUUGAGCCCAAAGAGUUGAAUAUAAUGUGGAAAUGCUUACACGUGGAAAUAGCUGAUUCUGUUAAAAAAAAGUGUCUUACGCGGUUAUGUCACUUGUUAUCACUGCUAGUGUCUACUGUUCGGAUAAAUGAUGGAAGAAGUGUUUCUAAUCACCAACCUAUGAUUGAUGCUGUUGCACUUCUCUUACAAGAAUUGAUAUUACAUACUGGAAUCGCACCUGAGGAUAAUAUACCUGAAAUUUUGGAUCAGGUUCUUGAGUUGAUGCUUUGCACUCUUGAUGUGCUGCACAACUAUGAUGAUAUGUCAACUAUAUCUGACUGUUCAUUGCAAUGGGCACCGGUAUUUGACUUAAAGAGCUCCAGUUUGUUGGCAUUUAUUCACAAACUGCUACUUAAGGAUGAUUCCAUAUUGAAUUUCUUCAAGGUUAAUAUUCUGAGUGCCCUGAACGAUUUAAUAGAAACUUCACAAAAGGAAGUAGUAUGUCUAUUACUUUCUUUAUUUGUGAGAAAAAGCAUAGAGGAAAAAAGCUUCAAUUUAUUACACGAAACUUCUAAGGAAGGGCUUCUGAGGAUUCAAGAUUUUCUACGGACAGAAAUACAUGAUGUUGUAUCUCAUGGUUCAUCAUCUACUAGACUUCAGGAAAACAACUUAGAUCUGUUGUGGGGUACCGUCAAUUGUUUUCCAUACCUGUUAGAUCUUGAAAGAGAUCAAUCGCUGCUAGCUGAUUUCAUAGAUGCACUUGAUCGCUGUGUGGUGACUGAAUCUGACAAUGCUGCUGGUGUUCCUAAACAUGUUUUGCAAAGCAUUAUCGGCUCUGCUAUUCAUUCCUAUUCAAAAUUGCACUGUGGUAGGAAUAACAAAUGUGAGGAAACAAGCAGAUUUUUACAUCUUGCGAGAAGGCACAAAUCAUGCACUCAAAUAUUAUCUGCUGUUGCAGAUUUUUUGGAUUCUGCAUAUGGGCCAAUAAUAGAAGCAAACUACCUCUCUCGUACAUAUCAUCCAGAACUCAAAGCAGACAAGGCUGUCGAUGCAAUAAGUGUAUUUGCUGAUAAUUUGCAUCACCCGGAAAAGGGGCUCCGUGUUGCAGCUCUUAGAUUACUGUGCCACUAUGAACUUUUGAUUUGUGAUAUUUCAGCAGAGGAUCAGCCAGUUCAAAAGAAACUGAAAACUGAAUCUUCAGAGACUUUCCAUACAGACAACCAGAGCUUUAAUGUUUUGCAGCUCCUUCUCUUAAUUGAGACAACUCCUCUUUCAGUCUCUACAUUCAGGACAGUGACCUUGUUCAUCUCUAAAGUACAUAUGGCCCUCUCUGCUGGAAGGAUAUCUGAAGCUUAUGUUCCUCUUCUUGUAAAUGGAAUGAUUGGUGUCUUUCAUAACCGGUUUAGUUAUGUUUGGAACCCAGCAUCUGAAUGCCUUGCGGUGGCAAUAAGCAAUUAUGUUGGGCUAGUAUGGGAAGGAUUCCUUGGUUAUUUUCAGCAGGUUCUCUCCACAUUCCAGGCAUCAAAUGAUCAACUUGAUAAAACAAAGGCGGAAUUCACCAACAACCCAAGUGUUCUUGCUGAGCGCUUUAAAUUGUUUGUUACUCCUCCUUGUGAUGGUACACCAUUGCCAACAGUAAUAACCUUGUUACUCCAAUCUUUACAAAGAAUUCCAACACUUGUUGAUUCUCGUUCACGAGAUAUUGUUCCUUUGCUUUUGAAGUUUUUGGGCUAUGAUAGCAGUGAGCAUAUAAGUGUGGGAUCAUUCAGUUCACUUGUUUGUAAAGGCAAAGAGUGGAAGAUUAUUCUAAAAGAAUGGUUAAAUCUGCUGAAAUUGAUGCGGAACCUUAAAUCCUUUUAUCGGAAUCAAUUCCUUAAAGAUGUGCUGGAAAAUAGGCUUUUGGAUGCAAAUGAUCCUGAGAUACAGACAGCUGUUCUUGAAUGCCUGUUGAUCUGGAAAGAUGAUUUUCUGCUAUCAUAUGAUCAGCACCUGAAAAAUUUGCUCAGCUUUACUAGUUUCAGAGAGGAACUAACCACAUGGAGUUUAUCCAGAGAAUCUAAACUUAUUGAAGAGCACCACAGACCUUACCUUGUACCUAUAGUUAUACGUCUUCUGAUGCCAAAAGUCAGGAAGUUGAAGAAGAAUGCCUCACGAAAGCAUGCAAGUGUAAAUUACCGAAAGGCGGUUCUUGGUUUCUUAGCGCAACUUGAUGUUGAUGAGCUUCCCCUUUUCUAUGCAUUGUUAAUGAAGCCUUUGCAAAUUGUGCAAGUGGGAAGUGAUGGUACAUCUGACUGGUUUUGGACUUCGUCUGGAAGCUCAAAAGAUAGGUUCCAAGCUUCAAAUUUUCUUAAGUAUUUCACAGUGGAUAAUAUUACAGCCUUGUCAUGGAAGAAAAGAAAUGGUUUUCUUCAUGUAAUAGAAGAUGUUGUUGGAGUUUUCGAUGAGUUGCGAAUCAAACCUUUUCUUGAUUUUCUAAUGGGAUGUGUUGUUCGGAUAUUGGAGAGCUGCACUUGUAGUCUUGAUGCUGCAAAGGGAUAUAGAUCUUUGGAUGGAAGUCAAAGCAGUUCAAAUCCGUCUUUGCAUGAGAAAGAAAAUACGGAUGGAAAUAGUUUCUCGGCCAUUUCAGUUGUGAAGCAAUUCAAGGAUUUGAGGUCCUCAUGCUUGAAAAUUGUUUCUCUCGUUCUCAAUAAGUACGAAGAUCAUGAUUUUGGUUAUGAUUUCUGGGACCUUUUCUUUAAGUCAGUGAAGCCUUUGGUUGAAAGUUUCAAGCAGGAAGGUUCUAGUGGUGAAAAACCUAGUUCACUAUUUUCUUGCUUUGUUGCGAUGACAAGAAGUCAGAAACUUGUGCCCCUGCUGUGCCGGGAGAAAAGUCUUGUUCCUGACAUAUUCUCAAUUCUAACUGUUACAUCAGCAUCUGAAGCUAUUGUAAGAUGUGUUCUAAAGUUCAUUGAGAACCUAUUGUAUCUAGAUAGUGAGUUGGAUAGUGAUGAUGUAAAGAAAGUUCUACUUCCGAAUCUUGAGGCACUUAUUGGUAGCUUGCAUGGAUUUUUUCAAAGCGAAUGUGCAACCAAGAGGAAAUUGGUCAAAUACCCUGGGGAAACUGAGAUUAGAAUUUUCAAGUUUCUGUCUAAGUAUGUGAAGGAUCCAAUGCCAGCCAGGAAAUUCAUCGACAUUUUGCUCCCGUUUUUAUCGAAGGGAGUUCAAAGUUCUGAUGUCUGUCGUGAAGCUGUACAAGUCAUACAGGGGAUCAUACCAAUACUAGGAAGUGAAGUUACAACAACAAUCCUGAAUGGUAUUUCUCCGUUGUUUGUUUCUGGUGAUCGAGAUUUGCGCUUAUCUCUCUGUCAUCUUCUUGAAACUCUUUCUGAAGUUGAUCCCUCUGUAACUGUUGUGGCAAAACUUGUGUGUGACUUGAAUGCAACCUCUACUAUGGAAGUUGGAGCCCUUGAUUAUGACACUAUAAUCAAUUCUUAUGAAAAAAUCAGUGCAAAUUUCUUCAAUACUGUUCCGGAGGAUCAAUCAUUACUGAUUUUGUCUCAUUGUGUAUAUGAUAUGUCAUCUGGAGAGUUAAUUUUAAGGCAUAGUUCUUAUCGAUUGUUACUUUCAUUUCUUGAAUUUGCUGCUGAAGUUCUCAGUCAUGUAGAAAAUAAUCUAGAAAUGCCUCAUUCAAAGAAAACUGGUGAUGAUUGGGCAGUAGGAUCCAUUAAGCGCAUAAUAAACAAGUUUCUCUUGAAGCAUCUAGGAAAUGCAAUGAAGGGAGAAGCUUCUCUAAAAAAGGAAUGGAUUAAUUUACUACGAGAAAUGGUGUUGAAACUUCCAAACAUGGGCAAUUUGGAUUCGUUAAAGGUUCUUUGUGAUGAAGAUGCUGAAAUAGAUUUUUUCAACAAUAUCAUUCAUUUACAGAGGCACAGAAGAGCAAGAGCUUUGGCACGCUUCAGGAAUGCUAUCAGUUCUAGCUCUAUGCCAGAGGGAAUAAUAAAUAAAGUGUUUGUACCCCUCUUUUUCAGUAUGCUAUUUGAAGUACAGGAAGGAAAGGGUGAACAUGUUAGAGAUGCAUGUAUAGAGGCCCUUGCAUCAAUUUCUGGGCAAAUGAAAUGGGAUUCCUAUUAUUCUCUGUUAAUGAGAUGCUUCAAUGAAAUAAACUUGCAUCCUGAUAAGCAGAAGAGUUUAGUACGGCUAAUUUGCUUUAUUUUGGACCAAUUCCAUUUUUCAGGCCCUGCAUACUCCUGUGACAAUCCUUCUGAUUCUGGGACUGUUGUCUCAAGUUCUUUGAGUACACUACGCAAGUGUAGUGGUUCUGCUGUGCUGUCUGAUAUACAAACUUGUCUUCAGAAAGCUGUGCUGCCAAAGAUACAGAAGUUGCUGGAUUCUGAUUCUGAUAAGGUUAACGUUAACAUCAACCUUGCUGCGCUUAAGUUAUUAAAGUUGCUUCCAGGAGACAUAAUGGACUCACAGCUUCCUAGUAUUGUUCAUCGCAUUUCAAACUUUCUGAAGAAUCGUUUAGAAAGCAUCCGUGAUGAAGCUAGGUCUGCUUUGGCUGCAUGUUUGAAGGAGCUUGGGCUAGAAUACUUGCAGUUUCUAGUCAGGGUUCUUCGGACCACAUUAAAGAGAGGAUAUGAAAUGCAUGUGUUGGGGUACACCUUAAAUUUCAUUUUAUCAAAGUUUCUCUCAGUUCCUGUUUGUGGCAAGUUGGAUUACUGUUUGGAAGAUCUCCUGUCUGUAGUAGACAAUGAUAUUCUUGGAGAUGUUGCCGAGGAAAAAGAGGUGGAUAAGAUUGCUUCAAAAAUGAAGGAAACUAGGAAGAGGAAGUCCUUUGAAACCCUACAAUUGAUUGCUCAGAGCAUUACAUUCAAAACCCAUGCUUUGAAAGUACUCUCACCUGUUGCUUCUCACUUGCAAAAGCGUAUGACUCCCAAAAUCAAAGCUAAAUUGGAAAGCAUGUUGAAUCACAUAGCUGCUGGUAUUGGAUCCAAUACUUCUGUAGAUCAGACUGACUUGCUUAUUUUUGCAUAUGGCCUCAUUGAAGAUGGGAUUAAAAACAAACCAAGUAAUGAGAACUCAACAAUUUCUGGUGCUGAUAAAAAUCAUAAAAAGGGUGCAGGUGGAAAAAGUGUUUCCUCAGUCCGAGUUAAACAUGUAAAGUCAUUAGGUUCACAUCUUAUAGUUGUUUUUGCUCUCGGAAUACUGCAUAAAAGUGUGAAGAACGUAAAAAAUGCCAAAAAUGAUGUACAAGUAUUAGCAAUGCUUGAUCCUUUUAUCCCAUUGCUUGGAAACUGCUUAAAUUCCAAAUAUGAAGAUGUUUUAUCUGCAACUCUUAGGUGCCUUAUUCCACUUGUAAGAUUGCCUUUACCAUCCAUUGAAUCCCAAGUUGAUACGAUAAAAGGUGCCCUGUUUGAUAUUGCCCAAAGUACUAUAAAUGUCAACAGUUCCUUAAUGCAGUCUUGCCUACGAUUGUUGACUGUGCUUUUGGGAGGAACUAAUGCUACACUUUCCUCAGAAGAGCUACAUUUGCUAAUUCAGCUUCCACUUUUUGUUGAGCUAGAAAGAAAUCCCUCAUUUGUUGCCCUUUCACUUUUAAAGGCAAUUGUUAGCCGUAAGCUAGUUGUUCCAGAAAUAUAUGAUCUUGUAACUCGAGUUUCGGAAUUGAUGGUUACAAGUCAAGUAGAACCAAUACGUCAAAAAUGCAGUCAGAUUCUGUUGCAAUUCUUACUUGAUUAUCCUCUUUCUGGGAAACGUCUGCAACAGCAUUUGAAUCUCCUGCUUUCUAAUCUUGGGUAUGAACACCCAAGUGGAAGAAAAGCUGCACUCGAAAUGCUUCAUGCAAUUAUUGUUAAGUUUCCCAAAAGUGUUGUGGAUGAUCAAUCACAAACACUAUUUUUUCAUUUGGUGCUUCGCUUAGCUAAUGAUCUGGAUAAUGAGGUUCGUUCCAUGAGUGGUGCAGCUAUCAAGCGUCUCAUAGGUUGUAUAAGUGCACAUUCACUUCAUUCUAUUCUUGAGAGCAGUAUAUCUUGGUAUAUGGAUAAGAAGUCACAACUGUGGAGUGCUGCAGCACAGGUUUUGGGCUUAUUAGUUGAAGUUUUAAAGAAAGGAUUCCAAAAACACAUAAGUAGUGUUUUGCCGAGAGCCAGAACUGUUUUGAAAUCUGCCAUCAACGACUUUAAUGACAAAUCACAAGAUUAUUCUGAUGAGGCUACUAUUCCAUUCUGGAAGGAGGCAUACUAUUCAUUGAUAAUGUUUGAGAAAAUUCUGCAGGAGUUUCAUGAUUUAUGCUUUGAAGGGGAUCUGGAGGAUGUUUGGGAUGCAAUAUGUGAACUUCUCCUGCACCCUCACACGUGGUUACGAGACAUUUCGAGUCGCUUAGUAGCAUUCUACUUUUCUGCUGUGACAGAGCUAAGCAGGAAGAAUCGUGAACUUUCCCUUCAAAGUUAUUUUCUUACGAGGCCAAGUAGACUAUUCAUGAUAGCUGUUUCCAUUUGUUGCCAAUUGAAGACAAAAGUCAGUGAUGAUGCUGCAAGCAACCUGCUUGUACAAAAUAUCGUUUUCACUGUUUGCGGUGUUCACUCUUUGAUGGGUCAACUGGAACAUGGAGAACCACAAAAAUUUUGGUCUACCCUCGAGCAGCACGAGCAAGGUCAUUUUCUUAAAGCACUAACAUUGCUUGAUUCGGGGAAAGUACGAACCAAGUUUUUGUUUAUUACGUCCACCGAACUAGACAAAAAAGACAAUGGACAUUCUAAGGCCAUCAGGAACUUGCUUAUCUCCACUCUGCUAAAAAAGAUGGGAAAAAUUGCCCUUCAAAUGGAGGCUGUUCAGAUGAAAAUUGUCUUCAAUAGUUUUAGCAAGAUCUUUUCUCAAUUUUCCGAGGAAGACCGCCAACUUUAUGCAUAUGAAAUUCUCCUGCCCUUGUAUAAAGUUUGCGAAGGAUUUGCUGGAAGAGUUGUCACUGAUGAUAUGAAGCAACUAGCACAGGAAGUGUGUGACCGUCUGCGACAAAUGUUGGGCAUCCAAACAUUUGUGCAAGUUUACAGCGAGAUCAGGAAAAUGCUGAAAUCAAAACGAGACAAGAGGAAACAAGAAGAGAAAAUCAUGGCUGUCGUCAAUCCUAUGCGAAAUGCAAAGAGGAAACUGAGGAUCGCCGCUAAACAUCGCGUCAACAAGAAAAGGAAGAUAAUGACAAUGAAAUACGGGCGAUGGAUGUAGAGACAACGAUAACGACUAAUACAGAUGUUGGAUGAAGCUAACCUCAUUCGGUUGCUCUCGGAGCACCUCUGCCAUCGAUGAUGGUAGGGAAAGCUGUUGAUUCUCAGAAACUCAUCAUAUCUGAUCCAACAGGGCUGCUUCUUCUGUGUGGACAUUUUGAACAAGUUUUGCUGCUGUUACGAUUCGAGCUUUGCCUAUGAGAAGCCAUAUCAACUCCUCUUUCAACUCUCAAGAUCUUGAAACCUAUACCAUGGUGGCACUGAUCUCGGCCUCAUUUUUGGUUCAUAUUUUGAAGUAGUUUUUCUUUUUUGGUAUAUUUAUUUAUUCUUUAUCUAUAAUUGUUUGUAAUGUCCCACAUGCAGGCCAUUAAAUUUUGAUCCCAAUUAUCUUAUAUGUAAUAGCUUCAAAAGUAAUUUGUUCUCUUUUCACCC
This is a messenger RNA of Humulus lupulus (European hop), 8678 nucleotides long. Its product is annotated as U3 small nucleolar RNA-associated protein 20. Gene Ontology annotation, cellular component: 90S preribosome; small-subunit processome; nucleolus. NCBI's taxonomy places the organism in Eukaryota, Viridiplantae, Streptophyta, Magnoliopsida, Rosales, Cannabaceae. The record is from RefSeq and is a predicted model, not a curated record. The transcript has 31 exons. The coding region runs from base 133 to 8247 and encodes 2704 amino acids.